ACGCCCUCGAUUCUUUCAAAAAGGAGGAAAACGAAAGGCGAGAAGGCAUUUCGAAUUUGAGGGAAAAGAUAAGCCGAGAAAAACCAUGACUAACCAACUCUGCAAGCUCUUCGUCGGUGGAUUGAACGUACAGACGACAAAUGAGGGACUUCGACAACAUUUCGAGCAGUACGGUCAGCUUACCGACUGCGUUGUGGUUCAGAAUCAGCAACUACAGCGGUCCCGCUGUUUCGGCUUUGUGACCUACUCGACUGAGCAGGAGGCCGACGCAGCAAUGGCCGCCAGACCACACACCGUAGACGGCCACGGCGUGGAAGUGAAAAGAGCCGUGGCGCGAGAAGACGCCGGGAGACCAGAGGCCCACGCCAAGGUAAAGAAAAUUUUCGUCGGCGGGCUUAAAGACGAUAUAGAAGACGAACACCUACACGACUAUUUUUCCCAAUAUGGCGCUAUCGAGAAGGCUGAAGUUAUCAGCGACAAGCAGACCGGCAAGAAGCGUGGAUUCGGCUUUGUCUACUUUGAAGAUAACGACUCUGCCGACAAAGCGGUGGUGCUGAAAUUUCACACUGUCAAUGGACACAAAGUGGAGGUGAAGAAAGCCCUGACCAAGCAGGAGAUGCAGGCUGCUGGGGGACGAGGCGGCAGGGGGGGGAGAGGCGGACGAGGAAUGGGACGGCCUCAAAAUGGCUACGGUGGGGGAAGAGGGGGUGGUUACAGCAGCUAUGGUGGUGGCUAUGGGGGAGGAGGCUACGGAAGCAGUGAUGGCGGAUACGGCGGCGGCGGCUAUGGCAGCGGAGGAGGCUACGGUGGAAGUUACGGAGGAACCGGCGGGUACGGAGGAGGCUAUGGCGAUAGCUAUGGUGGCGGAAAUGGCUACAGUGACUUUGGCAGCGGAUACGGCCAACAGUCAUCUGGCUACGGGCCCAUGAAAGGAGGCAGCAGCUACUCCGGCCGAAGCAGUGCCCCUUACUCCCGAGGGGGUGGAGGAGGCUAUAGCAGGGGGGGCUACGGCGGCUCUUACUAAGCCGAGAGACUGGGUCGAGCGGCCGUUUCGUCUCUUUGCCGCCAGUUAUAGCCAUUUCUUUGGACAUCAAACAGAACUCAAAACAGUCAAGUUUGCUAUUGCUGAGACACCUGGCAAAAUAGCGGACACUGAAUCCUAAUCCUAAAGAAGACCUCAAGUGACCCUAACAGGUAGGAAGACCCAUACCCAGAGAACCUGACUUGCACGACCACGUUUUAUCAUAGGACAUGUUCGAUUUUGCAGGAUUGAUUAGCAAAGCUACUCGCUAUAUUUUCUAAGCGUGGCACUGUUCCAAGUUAAGGUGUGAAAUCAGCAUUUUUAUUUUAAAAAUUGUAAUAUGUACGAAUAUUGAGUAGCAGAGGUCUUAUGUCGACUGUUUUAGUUUUGUUUGUGUAACCCUAUCUGAUUUUUGUUUUAUCUGUAUUUUCCGCAAUUAAUCUGACUUUCAUGUCCCCCCCAUAGCAGCUCUGAAAUGCCAUGAUGUAAAUGUAAAGGGUGGAGAACCCAGGAAAACAAGUUGGAAUUUAUGACGGGCAGGUUCAGCUAUACGAUCUGUUUAUAGCAGUAAACUCCGUUGUAAACUCAGUUGUAACCUCAUUGACUGCCCGCUGCAGUCGAUUCGAUUCAUUUUUAUUUAAACGCUUGGAAGGCGAUCAGAACGUUAUUUUUUUGUUAGGGUCUGGUGUUGCAAAGUUGAUGUCCCCCCCCUCUCCUCUAAUACCGGCGAAGCAGUUUAUUACAUUUUCAAGCAACAUGCUCUUUGUGUAUUGUCAUUGUGCAGUUACACCAUCUUAGCAUUGUUAAACAUUGAUAUGCAAUUGUAUGUUCAUUUUUAAAUAAAAAAUCAAAGCAGAACAAAGGUUAUUUUACUUUACUUUAUGGAUGUUGUGUUACCAAAUGACGCUUUCAGGGAUACGCUAUGGCGGUUGAGUGUUGGUUCUACAUUAAUGUUGAAUCCCAUGCGAACUUGAGUACGAAUACGCUGACUUGGAAACGCAUGUGGAAUAUCGAUCUAAUUGACCUUACUGCUCUUUAAAUUUAGCUAGUAUCGUAUCGAUAUCAAACGCAAACUGUUAAAAGGGGUUAAAGUAAAUCCGGACCAUUUGAAUUGACAAUGCAUUUCUAUAUGGGUAUGUGAACGAAAUUGUCAACCAGAAAUUUAGUUGACUAUUACUUCAUUCAGUGUACGCACGCGUUUCAUAGACGUGCGUUUUUCAAAAUGCCCGCCGUGCCUAAGGAACCAGGUGUACAGUUGUAUAUUCCUACCUGAGCGUGAGUGUAUCGUUAACAUGAUUUUACAUGCAGUUACUGGGGCAGUGGGGUGUCAGAACUUUAACAUUAAAUUCAUAACGUAGUCCAAUAUCAACACCCUGUAACCACAAUUGGUUCAAUUCAAUUGCUUGAUUCGUCCCAUUUGUUGUAAGACGCGUUUGGAACGGCAGCAAGUAGCAACCAUAUAGAACUGGUUUCCCCUGUUCGGUCUGAGGAUCUCUAUUUUACGUAUUUAAAAUUGGCUGUGGAAAAUCUUGUUUGAUAACUGACACCCCCUGGCAUGUUUGGGGAAUCUAUGCACAAUGCAUGGAUAUUUCUGUUGGUUUUAACUGACUAUAGGUAGUCAUGUUACCACUUGACUUGAAGACAUUUCAAAAUGGAAAUGAGUUUUUAUUUUAUUUUUUAUGUCCUGGAUUGUUUGGACUAUGGAGGGCUCACCUUUAUUUCUGAUCCCUAUAUUUAGGUGUUCAUACUGUUAUCCCGGUACCUCAAAAUAGGUGUAGCAGAUUUUAUACAGGGACCCUGUUCAAUACCUGGGGUCGAGGUUGUGAUAGGACUCUGAAAUAUCUCAUUAGGAUCACUUCCUGCAAAACUAGGUAUGUAAAUCAAUCUGUCUCCACCUACACAUUAGUUACAAGUAUUUUAUGAUUUCUCUGGAUUUUAUCUGGUUAAUUUAGUAAUAUAUAUGUAAACCCAAUUAAUCUUAUGUUCUCUGGAUUUCUGUUGUACCUGAAGAAAAAAAAUCUUUCACAUUAAGUUUGCUUACUAAAAUAUGUACAGUUAAUGGGUUGUGAAUUAUGGGCCUUUAAUGCAGUAGCUGUUGCAAAAUUCCCACUUUCCAGUGUUAGCCAUUGAUUGAAAUGCGACUUGGAAAGGGAAUGAGCUCCCGUGCCAGCUUGACAAACGUCAUGUUUGUCCGCCUCCCUUACGCAGCACCUGUUCCAACUUGCUUUCUCUGUCUCCAGGAAGCUUCAGUGGCCUGCCCUUGCCCCCUCCAAUCACCUGUGGCUUUUCAUUGGCUGCAAACGGUUUUGGUGGCGUGUGCAAAGGACCGGGAAAAUUUCCAGGAACGUCCUCAACCGCUCAGGGACGGCUGAGCGGCUUGGCGUGUUCAGCCCCUCGUGCAACGGAAGUGUGCUGAGCUGCUGCCUGAGACCGUCUGCUGUUGGUGGGGGCGGAGGGGGGGUAAAGGGGCGGCGGGCAGUGUGGCAGAAUUUUGGAAGAUCUUUUAAAAUGUAAAGAAGUUUUUUUUGGAAUUGCCUUUUAGUGGGUUUUUAAAACAUUUUUUAUCAUGGACAUUUUAUGCUUUUUUAAAAAAAUUUUUAUUUUUUUACCGCUUCUGGAGACUAACUUAAGUCUUCCAUUCUUUUUUGAGCAAACAGUCUGUUUCAUCAUGAUUAUAUUAUGGUGAUUACUUCAGUUCAUAUUUUAGAUGCAUGUAAAUACAAGAUGCUGAACUGGAUUUUUAAAAAUUUAAACAGGUUGUGGAUGGCGUCCUCCAACUGCUUGUGGUGCUUUAAUGCCUGAUAAAAUUUAAAUGCAAUGCUGCUUUAGUAGUGGUUUUUUCAAUUUUUUAUUUUUUUCACUUCUCAACUGAUACUCAAAAAUAAAAUAAGUAUAUGAACAUGUUAAA
Messenger RNA from Anguilla anguilla (European eel), 3929 nucleotides. Its product is annotated as heterogeneous nuclear ribonucleoprotein A0-like. The record is from RefSeq and is a predicted model, not a curated record. Gene Ontology annotation, molecular function: RNA binding. The transcript has 2 exons. NCBI's taxonomy places the organism in Eukaryota, Metazoa, Chordata, Actinopteri, Anguilliformes, Anguillidae. The coding region runs from base 86 to 1024 and encodes 312 amino acids.